AUGCCAAAAGUAACUGAUAUUGAUCCAAAUUUGAAUGAUAUUUAUGAAACGGACACAGAAUCUCAAUCUGAUGACAAACUUAAAUUGCCUCUAUACUACGAGAAUCGAUUUGGAUCAACCGCUCUUUCGUUGAAAUUUUCAAGCCCGAUUUGGCCAAAUCUUCGUACAAAUUUCGAAGAUCUUUAUUGCGCCGGAGAGUAUUUCAUAGCCAUAAAUGUUAUUUCUCAGUUCCAUCAAGCACGUUCCUUAAUAUCUUCCAUUUUUUCACAAACUGCUUCGAGAUCUUUCAACGAGUCUUCGAUAAAGUCGCAGUAUUUUGUUAUGGCCAAUCUUUGCAGUCAUCGUUGA
Molecule: messenger RNA, 348 nt
Organism: Ambispora gerdemannii
Lineage: Eukaryota; Fungi; Glomeromycota; Glomeromycetes; Archaeosporales; Ambisporaceae
Source: the annotation of a GenBank genome assembly